Amphibalanus amphitrite is the source of this 1995-nucleotide messenger RNA. Its product is annotated as thioredoxin domain-containing protein 5 homolog. Gene Ontology annotation, biological process: protein folding. Bases 267 to 1439 code for a protein of 390 amino acids. The transcript has a single exon. Gene Ontology annotation, cellular component: endoplasmic reticulum. Lineage: Eukaryota; Metazoa; Arthropoda; Thecostraca; Balanomorpha; Balanidae. Gene Ontology annotation, molecular function: protein disulfide isomerase activity. The record is from RefSeq and is a predicted model, not a curated record.
UGUAGACCAGAGCCUCCAGAGAAAUUUGGACCUCCCAACUCUCUGGAGGCUACUGGAGGUUUCUGGAGCUUUGGCGAGAGCUUUCUGGAGCUUUCUGGAGGCGCUGGAACGCUCUCUGGAGGUUUCUAGAGCUUUCUGGAGCUUUCUGGAGGUUUCUGGAGGCGCUGGAACAGACCCUUUGUUGCCGGUGUUCAGUGGUAGUGGAGGUUGAACUUACUCAAGUAUUUUGCUACACAAAAGUGCACAUCAACAUUAGAAUAAUCACGAUGAAGAUAGUUUUGUUAUCACUUAUCUGUAUUUACGUACGCUGUUUCGCCGAAGAAGCUGAGGUCUCGACAAAGCAAUACGUCUCGACUGACUUUGAAAGCAAAGUGAAGGAAAACAAUCAUUUUGUUAAGUUUUUUGCCCCUUGGUGUGGCCACUGCAAACGACUGGAACCUACGUGGGAGGAGCUGAGCAAGAAGUACAACACUGAUGACUCAGAAGUCACCAUAGCAAGGGUAGAUUGCACCACUGACUCCUCGGUUUGCUCAGAUAAUGAAGUCACAGGAUAUCCCACUCUAAAAUUCUUCAGCAAGGAUGGUGGUGAACCCGUGAAGUACAAGGGUGCUAGAGAUCUGCCAUCUCUGGAAAAGUUCAUCAAAGAACAACUGGGUCAGGAGUCUGACGAGGAUGAGGAUGAGGAAUCCGCUGAGGUGCCAGAGCCUGUGAAAGGUCUGACCGAGCUAACUGGGAAGACAUUCAAGAAGGCCACUGAGAGCGGCAGCUACUUCGUCAAGUUCUACGCUCCUUGGUGUGGUCAUUGUCAGAAACUUGCCCCCACUUGGGAGAAACUGGCUGAAUCUCUUGCUGAUGACAAGUCUGUCAACAUUGCAAAGAUUGAUUGUACCACCAACAGGGAUACUUGCUCUGAGUAUGAGGUCAAGGGAUACCCUACACUUCUUUGGAUCCAGGAUGGAAAGAAAGUCGCAAAGUAUCAGGGGGAUCGCUCUUCAGAGGACCUGAAGAAGUUCAUCACCAAGAUGACUGGUGCUGGUUCUGAAGAAGAGCCAAAAACUGAGGAGAAGGAAACUGAAGAGAAAGGAAAGGCCCCAGUGGUAGUUCUGAUGGCUGAUACCUUUGAGAACAGCAUCAGCCGUGAUUACACCUUCAUCAAGUUCUAUGCUCCAUGGUGUGGCCACUGCAAGCGUCUUGCACCUACAUGGGAUCAGCUAGCAGUGAAGAUGGUGUCCAACCCCUCAAUCAAGGUUGCCAAGGUUGACUGCACUGAGAACGACAACAGGCCUCUCUGCUCCAAAGAGGGUGUUUCAGGAUUCCCGACAAUCUUCCUGUACCAUGAUGGAGACAAAGUCACAGAGUAUGAGGGAAACAGAUCACUGGAUGACAUGGCCAAUUUCCUCAAGUCCAACAUGAAGCCUGCUGCCAAAGAUGAGCUCUAGACUGUGCCAGUUUCAUUCCACAGUUUUCAAAACCAGAUCUGUCAUUGAAGGUCAUAAGUGUUGAACUCAAUGGUUGACUGGCUUCAUUAGACUGCUGGUCAAUGGUCAGUUAAAACUGUGCCUGCUCUGCUACAGCAAUAUAUGAUGAAAUGUGAACAUCAUGCUACUGAAAAAUACUUGAGCUUACCUACCUUGCUUAUUGCUGCUUCAAAUAAUUUCCCAAUGUUAUGUUAUGGUCUUGGGGGCUGGGGCACAUCUAGGUACUCAUGCGUAGAAGUGAUUAUGAUCAUGAGCAUUGGCAGAAUAGUUGGAUCAACUUGAGAUUGUGACUGUGCUGUGGGCCACUGAAGGCCAAAUGCUAGCAGUUCCAUGCACAAUUAUGCCCAUGCUGAAAAAGUUGUAAUUCAGAUUUCAGAGUUGGGCGCCUGUCAGGCUGUGUGAUAGUGUGACAACUCAUUUGGCAUACUCAAUAUUUGGUCAGCAACUUCACCAUGCACUGAAGACAGUUUGUCAUGCCAUUCAUAUUUGGUGUUAAAAUACAUGUUCCAUGAUUCAC